Molecule: messenger RNA, 2881 nt
Organism: Petromyzon marinus (sea lamprey)
Lineage: Eukaryota; Metazoa; Chordata; Hyperoartia; Petromyzontiformes; Petromyzontidae
Product: angiopoietin-2-like
Biological process (GO): blood coagulation
Source: RefSeq, a predicted model, not a curated record
AUUCGGGACCAACGAGUUCCAGUUGCUUACAGGAUGGGAGGCGCUUGGACAACUGUGACCGAGCGGCCCCAAUGAGUUAAAAAAAAACGGACGCCACAUUACGAGUAGAGAGAGAGAGGGCUCUCAAUGACUGGGGCUGCAGGGUGGAUGGAUGCGGGGGCUGGCUGCUCGCAUGAAAACGCGCGCAUUCCUGCGCGGCUGUCAUGUACGCUGAGGCUGUGAGUAGGAAGGGCUCAUUGCUUUGGGCUGAGCGCAGGAGGAGCGUUGCGCUCAGUGACUCCCGCCGGUGGUGAGCAGAAACGACGGGGGCUCGGGGGCACGGGGGGGGACUCACAGAGAUCCCGAGCGUGGAGCCACGCGGCUCCAAAAGUCAGUGCAGCACCAGGACUCGGGAAGGAGGAAUGACAAUCAGUGAGUGCAUCUGACCGAAGACCCGAGAUAUAUUAUUAUACUUGUAUAUGCGUGCAAAGAAAACAAGGUAUUGCAACCAACAAACUAUUUAAACUUUAAAUAUAAGAAACUAGAAUUCAUAUUAAUUGACAACUGUAAAUAACAGCAAAAUGUAUUGAAAUAUGCAUGAUGACGUAAUUGAAAGAAAACGCCGCUAGCCGCUGACAUCGCAAUCGAGUGACUCUGACGUCCAGCUGUAUUUCCAGCAGCCGUAUGAACACGUUUAUGUUGACAGGCCUGUAAGCUCAUCACCGUCCACGCAUCGGCAUGGCUCUCCGAAGACUGCCCGGGGUGCUACGACUACCACUUGCGCCGGUGGCACCGCUGGCGCUGGCGCUGCUGCUGUGCGCCGGAGUCUGCACGCCGGCCUUCCCGCCCUCGCCACGGAGGUCGGCGCUGGGCGAGCUGCCCGGCGGCGGCGGCGGCGGGCGGCGCUCGUUCCACCGCGUGCAGCACGGCGCCUGCGUCUACACUUUCCUGCUGCCCGAGGUGGACGGGUGCCGGGCGGCCGCGGCCGACCGGGGGGGUGCAGCGGGCCCUGCCACUGCCGCCGCCGCGGCGUCCCAGAGCGGCUACGGUGGCAACCCCAACGCGCUGCCGCAGCGCGAUGCGCCAGCGUCUGCGGCGACCCCCGAGACCGAGUGGCCGCAGCCUCGGCUCCAGCAGCUGGAGACUUUGCUGGAGAACAACACGCAGUGGCUGCGCAAGAGAAUCCACUGUGCCUUCACGCAGAAGUGCGUCUCCCGGGCGGAGUGCAUGCUGCGGAGUGCCUGCCCCGACGCCAAGUGUACAUUUCUAACGUCCUGCAGGCAUGACAACCGCCAUGAGGGACACACUGAACACUCUGCCCGGGGUCUGCUGGAGGGGUUCAUCCAGGACAGCGUGCACAGCGAGACGGCGCAGCAGCAGCAGACAGCCGUGCACAACCAGACGGCCGCUAUGCUGCAGAUCGGCACCAGCCUGCUGAGCCACACGGCUGAGCAGACGCGCAAGCUCUCCGACGUGGAGGCGCAGGUGUUAAACCAGACGACCAGGCUGGAGAUUCAGCUCCUGGAGAACUCGCUGUCGACCAACAAGCUGGAGAGAGAGGUUCUGCAGCAAACGCAUGACAUCAGCCGGCUGCACGACAAAAACAGCUUGCUGGAGCGGAAGGUGGUCGAGGUGGAGCAGAGGCAGCAGCAGGAGCUGCAGGCGCUGCGGCGUGAGCGCGACGAGCUGCAGCAGGCUGUGCUGCAGCGCGGCGAGCUCAUGGACGCCCUGGAGCGCCAGCUGCUGGGGGCCACGCACAACCAGACGGUGCUGCAGCGGCAGCAGGCGGAGCUCACCGAGACGGUGCGCACGCUGCUCAACGCCAUCGCGCAAGCGAGCAGCCAAGGGCCCGCAAAGGAAGACGCGAUCCUUUUCAGCGACUGCGCCGACGCGUACGAAGCUGGACUCACGGCCAGCGGCGUUUACACCGUCAAAAUCUCGGACAGCACCGAGGCCAUGAAGGUAUACUGCAACAUGGAGUCACAAGGCGGCGGGUGGACAGUCAUCCAGCACCGAGAAAACGGCGCCACAGACUUCCACCGCCCAUGGCAGGAGUACAAGAUGGGCUUUGGUGACGUGGCGGCAGAGCACUGGAUGGGGAACCAGCAUGUGUACUACCUGUCGCACCAGCAGCACUUUGUGCUGAGGGUGGAGCUGCGCGACUGGGAGGGCAACGUCGCCUUCUCGCAGUAUGAGCGCUUCUACAUCAGCAGCGAGAAGCUCAACUACAGGAUCUACGUUAAAGGCUACACGGGCACAGCCGGCAAGUACAGCAGCUUUGCGCAGUCCGGCAUAGACUUCAGCACCAAAGACAUGGACAACGACAACUGCGCUUGCAAGUGUGCGCAGAUGGCAACAGGAGGCUGGUGGUUUGAUGCAUGUGGCCCCUCCAACCUCAACGGCAUGUACUACACGGCCGGGCAGAACACCGGCAAGUUCAACGGCAUCAAGUGGCAUUACUGGAAGGGCUCGAGCUACUCUCUGCGAUCCACCACCAUGAUGAUCCGACCGGUGGACUUUGGAGUGUGACGUCCGCCUAAUGGACCCGAUGAGACGCAUUCCCUUCUGCUGGAACGCGGUGGCUGGGACGGAAGCCAGAGACGGACUUCCGUACGGCGUCACCGCUCACGUUGGGAAUGCCGAGAGCCACGAACUGCAAACCAAAACCUUCCACACCUCCCCCACAUCCCCGCAGCAUAUGGCUCCGUGCCACUGAGGAUUCUCAAUAAGAUGAAGGUGAAGCUGACGACAAAACGACUCACCUGGUGCUGUGCCGUGCAAAAUACACAUUCAUGUUUUGCGAACGCUUUGUUUCUGUACAGACCGCUGUUGUAAUUACGUAUUUUGCACCGCGUUAUUACUCGAAUAGUAAAUGUCGCAUACCCUCCUAUUGUUAUAAUUU